CAGCUCCCGGCAGCACCCUGGGCCGCCGCUUCCCCCCGCGCUAAGAUGGCGGCCGCCGAGCAGCGUGUUGCGGCGGCCGCGCCGCCGGGAUACACGGCGCUGGCGGUGAAGUUCGGUGCGCGGCAGCGCUCGCCGCACUGCCUCUUGGUGAAGGAGCACCGGGUGCGGGAAGGGCCCGGAGACACGCACCCGCCGCAGCGCACCCUGUUCGUCAUCAACGUGCCCCCGUACUGCAGCCGGGACGCGCUGUCCCGGCUCUUCGCCCGCUGUGGGGCCGUGCAGUCUGUGGACCUCCGUGACAAACCGGGACCGGGAGAGAAGGCAGAAAAACGCACGUCCAAGUUCUUCACCAACAGAACGGCAACGGGAUUUCGAGUUGCGUAUGUGGUGUUCAAGAAACCGGACGGUGUCCAGGCAGCCAAGGCCCUAUCACAGGAAGGUCCCUUGUUGAUAUCAACAGAGAGUCACCCUGUGAAAACUGGCAUUAGCAAGUGGAUUGCCAGAUAUGCAGACUCAGUAGUGGAUCGAGAAGAACUGAAGGCUGAGGUGGAUGCCUACAUGCAAGACUAUGACAAAAAGAUAGCAGAGGAAGAAGCCAAAGCAGCCAAGGAAGAGGGUUUACCAGAUGAGGAGGGCUGGGUGAAGGUAACACGGAAGGGCCGCAAGCCUGGCCUGCCCCGGACAGAGGCUGCCAACCUCCGAGUGCUGGAGAGGGAGAAGCGGAAAAAGGCACGCAAAGAGCUGCUUAACUUCUAUGCCUGGCAGCAUCGUGAGACCAAGAGAGAGCAUAUUGCCCAGUUGAGGAAGAAAUUUGAGGAGGACAAGCAGAGAAUUGCACUGAUGCGAGCCCAGCGCAAGUUUAGGCCAUACUGAGCUGCAUUGUUUUUUUCGAUGCCUGUGCUGGACAGGGCAGGAGAGAUGCUUACAGACCUUAUGUGCCAUAGGGUUUUGAGGAACUGAGGCACUGCCAUUGGAUCUCAUGUGGGAGGGUGGACUUCAGUUGCACUGCAUCUUCCUGCUCUCCUGGCCAUGCCUGCACUGACAUCAUCUACUACCAUUUCUGUAGGUGCAUGGGCCAAGGGGUCUGAGGUGUGUCUUCUGACAGCCUGUAUCUCUGAGUGAGCCAAGGCCCUCCUGAAGUUUAGUAAGAGACAGUAUUGCCCCAACACAGCCUCUGCAAGGGCAGGGAAUGGCUGAAGAAUUGUAAAUAAACUGGUGCUGUUCCUCAAAGGCAGGAAUGCCCCCUUCUCCAUUGCUGUGUUGUGGGGAACAGUCUUGUGUCUUCUGUAUUGGACUAGGUUGGUGAUAAAAGCCAUGGCUUAUGUGCCAGUGGUCCUUUAGGUGUUUAUCUGUGGGCGAUGAAGAAGGGGAGAGAAAGCCUUGGAUACAAACAACUGGAAAGUUCCCAGACCUGCUGUCACAGGGAGAGAUCAGUGGUUUGGUACAGAGCCCUACCUUUUCUCUUGGUGCUUCCCUCCCAGGGAGCUCCAUCUCAGUCGGGUGCUGAGAUGCCCUUCCAGCUGUAUUUGAAUUUCUGCAGCUAGGUGUAGCCUGAGCUGUGGGAACCACUGCCAUUCAGCACUGUCACUAGACAAGGUGAGAGGACAGCCUAGAUUUGGAGAGAGAAACCAGACUUCAAGGUGUUUCCACAAAACCUGCUACUAGCCCACAGGAGGGCAGGUAAGGAUGGCAGCAUGCACACCCAGUUGUUGGGCAGUGCUUUUGCUGCUGUUCAUGUAACUUGCAAUUUGAUGCUAGCAGCCUGUGACAGCUGCUGUGAUGUGAAAGGAGGCACCCCUAGCAUGCAACAUUUAUUUUACUGCCUGCAGCUUCGGUAAGGGAGUGACCAUGAGCAUAAUGAGGAAAAUGCUGAUAAAUUCAACAAAGUUAAGCUAAAGUAGAUUCACUAUCCUGUAGAAAAUCCACUGUAUGUGCAGCUUCCAUUGCAUGAGAAGAUUGCCAGGCCUGCUUCCUUCAUAUGGCUUUUUGCAUCUAUUUAAGUAGGAGGCAGAUGGAUACUUAACAUGAAAUAUCCAAAGCAGAAUGC
Messenger RNA from Phasianus colchicus (ring-necked pheasant), 2047 nucleotides. RefSeq names its product ribosomal RNA processing 7 homolog A (gene RRP7A). The record is from RefSeq and is a predicted model, not a curated record. Gene Ontology annotation, molecular function: RNA binding. Lineage: Eukaryota; Metazoa; Chordata; Aves; Galliformes; Phasianidae. Gene Ontology annotation, biological process: ribosomal small subunit assembly; rRNA processing. Gene Ontology annotation, cellular component: UTP-C complex; CURI complex.